CGGCGUAUAGAAUCUAUAAGAAGCUCCCCCCUUUUUUUUAUUCUCGCGGGCAGCGCGCUAAGCUUUCAGCGGUGAUUGCGGGCGCGGGCUUUUCAGUCUGACAGUUGUUUUGCUUUUAUUAUUUUUUUUCCUUUCUUUUUGUGGUGUUACUACUACUGUCAGUUGUGAGCUUGGAAGUCUAUCAGCCCCUCGAUUUAAACGUGAAAUGCCGGCCAAGACCUCCGUGUCUCUUCCCGAGGACAUCAGAAAGCGGCUUCAAGCUUUGGAGAAAAAUGGCAAAGGACUUUCGGAAAAGGACUGUAUAAAAGAAAAGCUGAGUUUGGUGCUUGGCUUCUUGCAAGCAGAUGCCCAAAAUCAGCUGACUGAUCUGGAGACAAAGCUACAGAAUGAGGAACUUUCUGAGGAGGGUUACAUUUCCAAAGUAAAAGUGCUGCUUGGUAAAGUUUGUUCAGUGGAGAACGGGGCGAUGAAUGGCUGCUUGGAGAAUGGUGCCCAUGCCAGUGAUGAAGAUUCUGCAGAGGGUGGAAAGCCAGAGGAAGGAGUCAUGGAAGUUGAAGAGGAGGAGACGGCCCAAAUAAAGUCCCCAAGUGGUCGCAAGUCUCAAACUGGCAGGAAAAGCCGGGCUAAUGGGGAUGUCAAAAAGUCUCCCGCCAGUAGAGUCACAAGGAACUCUGGCAAACAGCAAACAAUCCUCUCCAUGUUUUCCAAAGCCUCUUCUAAACGCAAAUCUGAGGAGGUAAUUCCUGAUGAUGAGCCAGCAGUAAAGACCGAAAAUGAGGAUAACAUGAAAGAGCAGGUGCAAGAUGAAAAGAGAUCAAAGCUGGAGUCUAAUGAUAAGCCUGACACUAAAGAAUCCCAAGUACAAAAAACAGUUCAUCCUGCAAAGACCCCACCACCUAAAUGUCAAGAGUGCAGACAGUACUUGGAUGACUCUGAUCUAAAGUACUUUCAAGGAGAUCCUGAAGAUGCCCUUGAUGAACCUGAAAUGCUGACGGAUGAGCGUCUUUCUAUUUUUGAUGCUAAUGAAGCUGGCUUUGAGAGUUACGAUGACCUGCCACAGCACAAAAUAACAAACUUUAGUGUCUAUGAUAAGAAGGGCCAUCUCUGUCCCUUUGAUUCUGGGCUCAUUGAGAAAAACGUCGAGCUGUAUUUCAGCUGUGUUGUGAAGCCAAUCUAUGAUGAUAACCCAUGCUUGGAUGGUGGUAUUCCAGCCAAAAAGCUUGGCCCCAUCAAUGCAUGGUGGAUCACUGGUUUUGAUGGUGGAGAAAAAGCCUUGAUUGGCUUUACAACAGCUUUUGCUGACUAUAUCCUUAUGGACCCCAGUGAGGAAUAUGCACCGAUCUUUGCUCUUAUGCAGGAGAAAAUUUACAUGAGUAAAAUAGUUGUGGAGUUUCUGCAAAAGAAUGUGGAUGCAACUUAUGAGGAUCUACUCAACAAAAUAGAGACAACUGUGCCCCCUGCUGGUUUAAAUUUCAACAGAUUUACAGAAGACACUCUCCUGCGUCAUGCUCAGUUUGUGGUGGAGCAAGUAGAGAGUUAUGAUGAGGCCGGAGACUCGGAUGAGCAACCUAUCAUUGUCACCCCCUGUAUGAGAGACCUGAUCAAAUUAGCUGGUGUAACUCUUGGCAAAAGCAUGUUACUAUACUGGCGAGCUGCUAGAAGACAGGCCAUUCGUCACCCAACCAAAAUCGAAAAGGAUAAGGGUCCAACCAAAGCCACUACCACCAAGCUGGUAUACCAGAUCUUUGAUACCUUCUUCUCUGACCAGAUUGACCAGAAUGACAAAGAGAACACUGUUAAGCGCAGACGAUGUGGGGUUUGUGAGGUUUGCCAGGCUCCUGACUGUGGAAAGUGCAAUGCAUGCAAGGAUAUGAUCAAGUUUGGAGGAAGUGGUCGAAGCAAGCAAGCCUGCUUAAAGAGAAGGUGUCCAAACCUGGCAGUGAAAGAAGCGGAGGAGGAUGAGAAUAUUGAAGAGGAGGAUGUUCUUCCAGUCAAGAGCACUUCAAAGAUGCUAAUGCAGGCCAAAAAGAAGAAACAAAGCAAGAGCAAAAUAACAUGGAUUGGUAAACCCGUGGAGACUAUAGGCAAGAAAGAUUACUACAUGAAAGCUUGCAUUGAAGAUGAAAUUGUUGAGGUUGGUGAUUGUGUAUCAGUCAGCCCAGAUGAUCCCUCAAAUCCUCUGUAUUUGGCCAGGAUUACAGCCUUGUGGGAAGAUGACAAUGGAAAGAUGUUUCAUGCACAUUGGUUUUGCCGGGGCACUGACACUGUGUUAGGAGAGUCCUCUGAUCCCCUUGAGCUGUUCCUAGUGGAUGACUGUGAAGACAUGCAGCUGUCAUACGUUUAUGGAAAAGUCAAUGUUGUGCAUAAAACUCCUUCAAAGAACUGGUUCAUGGAGGGAGGAACAGAUGAAGAUUUUAAAGUGGGUGAUGAUGGCAAGAGCUACUUUUACCAACUGUGGUAUGAGCCUGAUUACGCUCGGUUUGAGACGCCUCCCAGUGUUGUUCCUCUCGAUGACUGCAAGUACAGAUUUUGCUCCAGUUGUGUUCGUCAGGAAGAAGAUAAAGAACGCUGCACUCCCAAAGUAUUGGACCCUCUAGAGGAAAAUGAUGCUGCUAAGGCCUACUAUGCUUUGGCUUGCCUAAAUGGUCAACAGUACAGAGUUGGUGAUGGGGUUUACCUGUUGCCUGAUGCCUUUUCGUUUAGUGUCAAGUCAGGAAGCCCUGUGAAACGCCCUCAAAGGAAGGAAGAUGUGGAUGAAGAGCUUUAUCCAGAAUACUACAGGAAGUCUUCUGACUACAUUAAGGGUAGCAACCUGGAUGCUCCAGAACCUUUCCGUGUUGGUCGGAUCAAAGAGAUUUUCUGUUCAAAGAGGAGCAAUGGCAAAGCUAAUGAAUCGGACAUCAAGUUGAGAGUCUAUAAGUUAUACAGGCCUGAGAACACUCACAAAGGAGUAAAAUCCAGUUACCACACUGAUAUUAACAUGCUAUAUUGGAGCGAUGAAGAAGCCACUGUAGAUUUCAAGGAUGUUCAGGGACGCUGCUUUGUGGAAUAUGGGGAGGAUCUAACGGAGAGUGUGCAGGAGUACUCAAGCAGGGGGCUUGAUCGGUUUUACUUCCUUGAGGCAUAUAAUCCCAAGACCAAGAGCUUUGAAGACCCUCCAAACCAUGCACGUAGUGCAGUUGGAAAGGGCAAGGGCAAAGGGAAAGGAAAAGGGAAGGGGAAAGGAAAAUCCUCAGCAGCAAGUGAGCCAGAGUCCCAGGAGCCAAAAGUGCCCCCAUUGCGCUCUCUGGAUGUGUUUUCUGGAUGUGGGGGACUUUCCGAAGGAUUCCAUCAAGCAGGUAUUAGCAAAACAGAAUGGGCAAUUGAGAUGUGGGAUCCUGCUGCUCAGGCUUUCCGUCUGAAUAAUCCUGGCACUACCGUAUUCACGGAGGACUGCAAUGUGCUGCUCAAGCUGGUCAUGGCUGGCGAACAUUCCAACUCUCUAGGACAGAAGCUUCCUCAGAAAGGAGAUGUUGAGAUGCUGUGUGGCGGCCCUCCAUGCCAAGGUUUUAGCGGAAUGAACCGGUUCAAUUCUCGUACCUAUUCAAAGUUUAAAAACUCCCUAGUGGUGUCCUAUCUCAGUUACUGUGACUAUUAUAGGCCCAGGUUUUUCUUACUGGAAAACGUGAGGAACUUUGUGUCUUUUAAGCGUUCCAUGGUAUUAAAACUCACACUGAGGUGUCUUGUACGAAUGGGUUACCAGUGCACCUUUGGAGUGCUGCAGGCAGGGCAGUAUGGAGUAGCACAGACUCGUCGGCGAGCUAUUAUCCUGGCUGCUGCACCUGGAGAGAAACUUCCUCGGUAUCCAGAGCCUCUCCAUGUAUUCGCACCUCGUGCCUGCUCCCUUAGUGUUGCUGUGGAUGACAAAAAAUAUGUCAGUAAUGUCACAAGAUUAAACUCUGCUCCGUUUAGGACCAUUACAGUACGAGACACGAUGUCUGAUCUCCCAGAGAUCCGAAACGGAGCCUCUGCCCUGGAAAUUUCCUAUAAUGGAGAACCUCAGUCUUGGUUCCAGAGGCAGAUAAGGGGAUCCCAGUAUCAGCCAAUUUUGCGUGACCACAUCUGUAAGGAUAUGAGUGCCCUUGUUGCUGCUCGAAUGAGGCACAUUCCCUUGGCUCCAGGCUCUGACUGGCGUGACCUUCCAAAUAUUGAGGUUCGUCUGUCUGAUGGCACAACCACCAAGAAACUGCGCUACACACACCAGGACAAAAAGAAUGGCCGUAGCGGCACCGGGGCACUUAGAGGAGUCUGUGCUUGUGCUGGUGGGAAACCCUGUGAUCCAGCAGACCGGCAGUUCAACACAUUGAUCCCCUGGUGUUUGCCACACACUGGCAACCGGCACAACCACUGGGCGGGUCUUUAUGGCAGACUGGAAUGGGAUGGCUUCUUCAGCACAACAGUCACUAACCCUGAGCCUAUGGGCAAGCAGGGCAGAGUUCUGCAUCCAGAGCAGCACAGAGUUGUGAGUGUGAGAGAGUGUUCCCGAUCUCAGGGAUUCCCAGACACCUAUAGGUUCUUUGGCAACAUCCUUGACAAACACAGACAGGUUGGGAAUGCUGUUCCCCCUCCUCUUGCUAAAGCGAUUGGUCAGGAAAUCAAACAGUGCCUGCUGGAAAAGAUGAAAGAGGAGCAGACGGAGACUCUGAAACAGGAAAAGAUGGAGACCACAGACUGAUUUGACCCUGCUGCCCACCUCUACCUUAGGGCACUUCGCACAGCACUAAAGCCCUCUGAUGGACCGAGAUCUUUAAUGACUAUCGUUCAUGAAAUAUUGUGUGCAGUUUAUUUUUAAAAUUGCCAUUCACAACAUAUCAUUGUUCAGCCAUUUGAAAUUGGUCCCAUGUGUGCAGUGAUAACGUGACUCUUCAUGUGAUUUUAAAUUGACUUGUAUUUGAGCAGCUCCAUUUUAUGUAAAUGGAAAGUUCUAUGUAGGUUUUUAUAUGUUGUAAUAUUUUAAGUAAAGCUCUUAUUAAAUGGUAUCCAUCUA
Messenger RNA from Polypterus senegalus (gray bichir), 5026 nucleotides. It is a transcript of the gene dnmt1, whose product is annotated as DNA (cytosine-5-)-methyltransferase 1. The transcript is spliced from 35 exons. The record is from RefSeq and is a predicted model, not a curated record. Lineage: Eukaryota; Metazoa; Chordata; Cladistia; Polypteriformes; Polypteridae. Gene Ontology annotation, molecular function: zinc ion binding; DNA binding; chromatin binding. Bases 206 to 4714 code for a protein of 1502 amino acids. Gene Ontology annotation, cellular component: nucleus.